Messenger RNA from Tupaia belangeri chinensis (Chinese tree shrew), 2615 nucleotides. RefSeq names its product VPS51 subunit of GARP complex (gene VPS51). Lineage: Eukaryota; Metazoa; Chordata; Mammalia; Scandentia; Tupaiidae. The record is from RefSeq and is a predicted model, not a curated record. Gene Ontology annotation, biological process: endocytic recycling; Golgi organization; retrograde transport, endosome to Golgi. Gene Ontology annotation, cellular component: GARP complex; membrane; EARP complex.
GGGGAGGAUCUGUGCGGGGGAACUCGAGUCAAUGGCUCCAAGGCAGCAGGGGGACGUUUCACCUGAAGGACCGCGUCGUUUCAACGACAACUUUAUGGCUCCCGGAAGUGCCUCCUCCCGGUCCUCUUCCCACUCUCACGCCCGUGGAUUGCAGUUCCAGCGAUGGCGGCGGCAGUCGCCGGGACUGGACCUGGGGACUCCCCGGAGGGGCCCGAAGCGGAGGCUCCAGAACGUCGGCGGAAGGCUCACGGGAUGCUAAAACUUUACUACGGCCUCUCGGAGGGGGAGGCAGCCGGGCAUCCCGCCGGACCGGACCCCUUGGACCCGACUGAUCUCAACGGGGCGCACUUCGACCCGGAAGUGUAUCUGGACAAGCUCCGUAGAGAGUGCCCUCUGGCCCAGUUGAUGGACAGUGAGACGGACAUGGUGCGGCAGAUCCGUGCUCUAGACAGCGACAUGCAGACCCUGGUCUAUGAGAACUACAACAAGUUCAUCUCAGCCACAGACACAAUCCGGAAGAUGAAGAAUGACUUCCGGAAGAUGGAGGACGAGAUGGACCGACUGGCCACCAACAUGGCAGUGAUCACCGACUUCAGCGCUCGCAUCAGCGCCACACUGCAGGACCGCCACGAGCGCAUCACCAAGCUGGCAGGGGUCCAUGCCCUGCUGCGGAAACUACAGUUCCUCUUUGAGCUGCCCUCGCGCCUCACCAAGUGCGUGGAGCUGGGUGCCUAUGGGCAGGCGGUGCGCUAUCAGGGUCGUGCCCGGGCUGUGCUGCAGCAGUACCAGCACCUGCCCUCAUUCCGUGCCAUCCAGGACGACUGUCAGGUCAUCACUGCCCGCCUGGCCCAGCAGCUGCGGCAGCGCUUCAGGGAGGGCGGCUCAGGUGCCCCAGAGCAGGCUGAGUGCGUGGAGCUGCUGCUGGCCUUGGGAGAACCUGCGGAGGAGCUAUGCGAGGAGUUCCUGGCACACGCCCGUGGGCGGCUGGAAGAGGAGCUGAGAAGUCUGGAAGCUGAGCUGGGGCCGUCCCCUCCAGCUCCUGACGUGUUAGAGUUCACGGACCACGGUGGCAGCGGCUUUGUGGGAGGUCUCUGCCAGGUGGCAGGGGCCUACCAGGAAUUGUUUGCCGCUCAGGGCCCAGCGGGUGCGGAGAAACUGGCUGCCUUCGCCCGGGAGCUGGGUGGGCGCUACUUUGAGUUGGUGGAACGGCGACUGGCACAGGAGCAGGGUGGUGGUGACAACUCGCUGUUGGUCCGGGCGCUGGAUCGCUUCCACCGGCGCCUGCGGGCACCUGGGGCCCUGUUGGCUGCAGCUGGGCUGGCCGAGGCUUGGCCCGCGAGCGCCUAGGCCACCACCUGCAGAGCCUGAGGGCAGCCUUCUUGGGCUGCCUGACAGACGUGCGACAGGCACUGGCUGCACCUCGGCUGGCUGGGAAGGAGGGCCCUGGCCUGGCAGAUCUGCUGGGCAAUGUGGCCAGCUCCAUCCUGAGCCACAUCAAAGCCUCUCUGGCUGCUGUGCACCUCUUCACCGCCAAGGAGGUGUCGUUCUCCAACAAGCCCUACUUCCGGGGCGAGUUCUGCAGCCAGGGUGUCCGUGAGGGCCUCAUCGUGGGCUUCAUCCGCUCCAUGUGCCAGACAGCCCAGAGCUUCUGUGACAGCCCUGGGGAGAAGGGUGGUGCCACGCCUCCCGCCCUGCUCCUGCUGCUCUCCCGCCUCUGCCUGGACUACGAGACGGCCACCAUCUCCUACAUCCUUACCCUCACUGAUGAACAGUUUCUCGUGCAGGACCAGUCUCCAGUUACACCUGUGAGCACACUGUGUGCAGAAGCAAGGGAGACGGCACGGCGGCUGCUGACCCACUACGUGAAGGUGCAGGGCCUGGUCAUAUCACAGAUGCUGCGUAAGAGCGUGGAGACCCGGGACUGGCUCAGUACCCUGGAGCCCCGGAACGUGCGUGCUGUCAUGAAGCGGGUGGUCGAGGACACAACGGCGAUCGAUGUGCAGGUGGGCCUCCUGUACGAAGAGGGUGUCCGCAAGGCCCAGAGCAGCGACUCCAGCAAGAGGACCUUCUCGGUGUACAGCAGCUCCCGGCAGCAGGGCCGCUAUGCGCCCAGCUAUACACCCAGUGCCCCCAUGGACACCAACCUCCUGAGCAAUAUCCAGAAGCUGUUCUCUGAACGUAUUGAUGUGUUCAGCCCUGUGGAGUUCAACAAGGUAUCAGUGCUGACCGGCAUCAUCAAGAUCAGCCUGAAGACGCUGCUGGAGUGUGUGCGUCUGCGCACUUUCGGGCGCUUUGGGCUGCAGCAGGUGCAGGUGGACUGCCACUUCCUGCAGCUCUACCUGUGGCGCUUUGUGGCCGAUGAGGAGCUCGUACACUUGCUGCUGGAUGAAGUGGUGGCCUCAGCUGCCCUGCGUUGUCCAGACCCAGUGCCCAUGGAGCCCAGUGUCGUCGAGGUCAUCUGCGAGCGCGGCUAGCCCCAGCCGGUGCCACGCACGAUCCUGCGGUGCCCCUCACCCCACCCCCCAUCCCAAGCAUUCCCGGCUUUGGGUCUCUGUGGCCUUUCCCUGCCUGCUGGUGUCAACAUCAAUUAAUAAAAGUGGCCUCCUCUUCUCGCA